CGCAUACUACUUUUCCCUAAAAUGUUCCUAUGCCUUUUCGAGGAUCAUUAAGGCUAUACAUAUACCUAAAUUGCAUUGCGAGUAAGGCAUGUAAAAACAAGCUUCCAUGGCACCGCCAUCAACCAGGGCCAUUGCCAAUUCGGCACAAGCCUUGGACCUAAUUCCUAUCGUAAACUCCAUAACUUCCCUUCUUCAAACCCUAAACCCAAGAAACCCCAUCCCCAUCAACCUCACAUCAUCCCCUCUAAGCCGCUUCUCACCUUUCCUAGACCCAAACUUAGUCACCCUUGUCAUCCACAAACAAACCAACCCUUUCCACGCUUUGUUCUUCUUCAACUGGGCAUCAAACCCAAACCCAAACCCCAAUAACUAUUCCCACAAUCACACUUGUUAUGAAGCCAUCACAGAUCUCCUCCUUCGCCACUCUUUAUUCCACCGUACAGUCAAACUCCUUGAGAAAUCCCAAAAGCUCUCUGAUUUCUUCGUGGGUAAAAUCAUCAAGGCGUAUGGGGAUAGAGGUAAUAUUAAAGCUGCUAUCUUUUGGUUUAAUAAAGCGAAAUCCUUUGAGAAAGAUAAGUAUUUUUAUUCGUUUAAUUCGAUUUUAGGUGUUUUAGUUAAGGCUAAUUUGAUAGAUUUAGUUGAAACCUUGUUUGAUAACGUUGUGAAGGAAGGUGUGGUUCAACCUGAUGUGUCUUCUUAUACUAUAUUGAUGAGAGGUUUAUGUAAAAAAGGGAUGGUUGAGAGUGCACGAAAGGUGUUAGAUGAAAUGCCUUGCAAGCCGAAUUUGAUUGCUUAUAACACUUUGAUUAAUGGGUAUUGUAAGAACGGUGAUUUAGAGAGUGCAAGUUUGGUUUUCGAUACGAUAUUAACCGAGGCGGAUUCCUUGCCCGAUGUUGUGACUUACACUACUUUGAUUGAUGGGUAUUGUAGAAAAGGAGAAUUUGUUGAGGCAAAGAGGUGUUUGAAUAUGAUGAUGAAAGCGGGUUGCUCACCUAAUGUUGUUACUUAUAAUGCUCUUAUAUAUGCUUUGUGUCUUAAAGGGGAAGUAGACGAGGCAAAGAAGAUGAUAACCGAGAUGAGGUUGAAUGGAGUAAAGGAUAAUACUGCAACUCAUUUGAAUAUAUUGAAAGGGCUAGCUGUUGCAGGGAGGUCUUUAGAAGCCCUUGAAUAUUUUAAAUGGAUGGCUGGUUGUAAUAUGAAUUUGGAUGCAAAAGCAUAUAUUGUUGUUGUGAAGGAAUAUUGCAAGUUGAGGAAGAUUGAUGAAGCAAUUUUCCUUUUGAAGGGAAUGUGUGAAAGAGGGUUUAGUCACAAUGUAAGUUGUUUUAAUUCAAUGUUUAGAGCUCUCGUCGAGUUAAAUGCACUUGAUAGAGCUGUUUUGCUUCUAAAACAGAUGCCGCAAAUGGGUUGCAUGCCGAAUUCUGUGUCAUAUAGAACUGUCAUAUGUGGUCUUUGUGGGACCGAAGGUAGGAUGCGAGAGGUUGGAUAUCUAGUCGAUGACAUGCUUCGAUAUGGUAUUCCUGUUGAUGCUACAAUGUAUGGUUGUAUGCUUGAGGGAUACAGUAGGGCCGGAAAUGAAGAUAUGGCAAUGCAAGUUUUUAAUGAAAUGAUUGGCAAGAGUUAUAUCAUUAGUUCAGAGAGCUUCUCGGUUUUUGUCAAAAUGCUGUGUGCGGAAGGGAUGAUUGAAAAGGCUGAAAACUUUUUCGAGGACAUUUGUAGGACAUUCCCUGUGGUUGAAAGGGAUGGUUAUAGAAAAAUCUUAGAUAAGCAUCUGCAAAUAACCCAAGAUUCAAGUAAGGAAAACAGCAGAGAAGAGAACUCGUGACGGUGGAAACAUGAAAUGUUCUUUACUCAUGACCCUGCAGGCUUUAGCAGUCUGAAUAAACUUGUUCGAGAAGAAUCUUAGAUGAGCAUCUGCAAAAAAACUCGAAGUCUCAAGUAAGGAACUCCAUGGAGAAGAGAGUUUGUGAUGGUGGAAACGCAAAAGGGAUUCGUUACUCAUCACCCUGCAGGCUUUAGCAGUCUGAAUAAAUUUGAUAUUCAUCUGAUGGGAGCACCAUUAGGUAUCUCUCACACUGCUGAGAUUCAAUUCCCUAUGUUGGUGACAACACAGCAUUCCUUGUUUUACAAUGGCUAAAAUGUUGCAGCAACGAGCUACAUACCCUGAGCGGCAGCAUUGUGGAAUUUGCUUCCCCGCCAGAGACAAGAUGGAGAAUCAGUCAGCGCUGAGCGCCAUUCCUUAAAACUUGUAUUUGGCAUUCCGAUUGAUGUUUCUUGAUUGGCAUUGUAUUUAAUCAUCUGAAAUUCAUCUUUUGCUUC
This is a messenger RNA of Gossypium raimondii (Peruvian cotton), 2316 nucleotides long. RefSeq names its product pentatricopeptide repeat-containing protein At1g05670, mitochondrial-like. Gene Ontology annotation, molecular function: protein binding. The record is from RefSeq and is a predicted model, not a curated record. The transcript has a single exon. Lineage: Eukaryota; Viridiplantae; Streptophyta; Magnoliopsida; Malvales; Malvaceae. Bases 107 to 1822 code for a protein of 571 amino acids.